CUGUCAAGCAACCAGAGCUGAGAGAGAUAUUUCAGUAUAAUCCGAGCAUUCCCAGACAUUGGAUCAACUUAAGCGAAACAUGUUUAAAUUGUGUUCGGUAUUAAUUUUCGGACUUAUCUGGAGCACCAGGGCAGACACUUUAGAACCGUACCUGCUCAAGACCCAGAGUUUGCCCUCGGAUCUGAACUUUAUGCCUAGCUUAUCAAAUGGUCAUUUGGGCUAUACGGUUUUUGGCGAUGCCAUUUUUAUGAAUGGGGUAUACAAUGGAGCUACUGGAAACAGUAAGCGUGCUCGUAUUCCCAAUUGGAUAAAUAUAAACACUGAGAUUUGUGAUCGCUUUGGCUGCUUAUCUAAUGAUCAGUCUUAUGACAUCAGCUAUGAAAUGAAUCUCCGUGAUGGCUUCUUUCAAUAUAGAACAAGUUACACCUCCGUUGGUAUUACUCUGGAACAACGCACUUAUCCUCAUCGAUAUUAUAAUAGAGCAUUGGUAUAUGAAGUGCUGGCCAUCAGAAAUAUUUCAGCUACAUUGACUAACUCAACCAAGUACCUUAAGCUGACCCAGCAGCCGGGCAAUCCCAGCGAUGCCUUUGACUUUGUUGUGAUCAACAAUGGAAGCGACGCUGCUGAAGAUUUUCGCAAACUUCGUGGACGCACCAAAGUGUUGGAGUUUGAGAAAUUCCAGCCGAAAAAACACGAGAUUCACGGUUUCAGUGAAUCACUGGAGCAACCGCGUCAACUGACUUGGCCGACAUGGCAGCCGGAGCUACAACAUCGUGUCAUCGUUUCCAUAGACCGUCAACAAAGUGUGGCACUUAAGGAAAUGAAGGAUGUGCUUCAAUUAAAUGAUGUUGCCUUGCUGCAAACUCAAAAAGAUGCCUGGCAUGAGUUCUGGGAUAAAAGAUUCUCCAUUAAAAUCAUUGGCAAUGCAUUGGAGUUGUCCAGGAUUAUCAAUGCUGGCAUCUUUUAUUUGGCUAGCUCGUUGCCAUCUUCGAAUAGCAAUCAACCUAAUGAACCAUACUAUGGACUAAGUCCCACUGGAUUGGCACGUGGUAAUUUAGAGGCGGAUUAUCAGGGUCACAAUUUUUGGGAUACAGAAAUUUGGAUGCUGCCUGUGGUGACACAAUUCGGCUAUGAUUAUGGUAAACUGCUGCUGGAUUAUCGUUACAGGCAUUUGGAAGGCGCCAGAUACAAUGCCAAUCUGACGGGUUACAAGGGUGCCAGAUUUCCCUGGGAAAGCGCCUACACGGGCACGGAGGUAACCAAUCCCUGCUGCCCCGAAGUGGCUCAACAGGAGAUUCACAUCUCCCCAGACAUAUCCUUUGCUUUACAAAAGCUUUUUGCACAAUCCAAUGACUACAACUGGCUGUGUGAGAAGGCCUGGCCCAUAGUUGCCGAGGUGGCCGAGUUCCUGGUCAGCAGAGCGAGCUGUGAGAGGCAGUCAUGUCAUUUUCGCAAUAUUAUGGGUCCAGAUGAGGAUCACGCCAAUAUUGAUGACAACGUGUACACAAAUGCAGUGUCAAAAUUAGCAUUGGAUUUUGCCGCUUGGACAGGUGGCAAGUGUAGCAACAACAACAACACGGAUUUAUAUGAGAAAUGGCGACGGUUAAGGGAUCGUCUGGUGAUACUGCAUGAUGUGGAGUUGGAUUAUCAUCCGCAGCAUUUGGGAUAUCAAUUGAAUGCUAUUGUGAAGCAGGCGGAUACAAUUCUACUCGGAUAUCCACUGCAGUUUGAUACCAGCGCGACACAUUUAAAUGAUUUGCAUUAUUAUGCUAAUGUGACACGGGAGUCGGGCCCCGCCAUGACCUGGUCAAUGUUCGCUGCCAACUAUCUAGCAACAAAGGAGGAUUGGCGUGCACAUAAUUACUUUGCCCGUGGUUAUCAGAGCUAUGUGCGUCCCGAGUUUAAGGUGUGGAGUGAGACACCAAUCGGCUAUGAUGGUUCUGCCAAUUUUCUCACUGGCAUUGGCGGAUUUCUGCAAGCGCUGAUCUUUGGCUAUGGCGGGCUUAACUUUGCCCGAGUUGAUGAUACAUUGCAGCUGCAGCUAGUGACUGCCAAUUUGCCACUCAAUGUGGACCAGGUGCAGGUUAAUUUUAUCCAAUUUGCAGAAAGCAAAUGUAGUUGGAGUUUCCAAUUUGAAAAAUCCACCUUGAACUGCUCGGGUCUGACAAAUCAACACUUUGAGCUGAUCCAGGGCAACAAUCGCACACAACUGGGCAGCAACUUUACUGUUACCCUACAUUUAGGACAUCCGCCGUUGAACAUUCAUCUGAUAAGUUCCGACGGAAAACACGAAACUUAAAGACUUAUAUAUUCACUUUGAAAUAAAAAUACUUUGUAUUGCCAAAUGAAA
Messenger RNA from Drosophila innubila, 2350 nucleotides. RefSeq names its product protein-glucosylgalactosylhydroxylysine glucosidase. Gene Ontology annotation, biological process: carbohydrate metabolic process. NCBI's taxonomy places the organism in Eukaryota, Metazoa, Arthropoda, Insecta, Diptera, Drosophilidae. Gene Ontology annotation, molecular function: catalytic activity. The record is from RefSeq and is a predicted model, not a curated record.